AUGCGGUCCUUGCUCCGCAUCGUUUGCAUCAUUGACUCCUUCGGCAAAAACCAGAAGGACAAGCUACAAGCAUGCAUCAACAAGAACUACACUCAAGCUGAGGAGGUUCUGACCAUGAAGAUCAGUGCAGGAUAUCCAGAGUCAAAAUUGGAGAUCUUCACCUGCAACGCUAGUGAAGUGCCUGGCUCUCCUGAGUUCGAUUCCUUGCAUUAUUCACACUUGCCAAAUGGUAUCUCUGCUUGCCCAGCAGUGACUUGUGAAGAUGCCUGUGGCCUUUCUGAUAGCAGCCAGCACUACAAAGAAGUUGAAGUUUGCGUUGGUUUGGGAGCGUGGCAAAACAAGACCAUUGAUACAGCGGAGGGCUGGAGUCGAAUGGGCGCUGCAUAUCAUGUUGGCGCAAAUGUCACAUGCGACAGCAACAGCUUCUUCAACGCAGGAAGUGGCAACUGCUCAUAUGCAGCUUGCCCAGAAAAUAGUUUCCGAAACACAGAGGAUAUUGCUAGCAGUGCGGCCAACCCAACAAAGGGUCCUGGCGGUUGCCCUUGCAAGAUGGUAAUGCAGAGGAAGACGACCACUCCUCUUCCUGUGAUGACAACUAUCGAAACGAAAUGUUUCAAGCAGCAUGGGAAAGCAGUUUAUUGGGACCUGGGCUCCGCGCAGUCUUUGGGAAGCGUCACAGCAGACUUGAAGCCUGGAGUGGCCCGCGUGGAGGUGUACAUUACCAAUAACGGACCCGCCGAUACGUUGUCCAAUACUGGCUUCUGUGGUGACAUUACCGAUAGCACCACUGCCGAUUGCUCCGGAAAGUCGGGCGGACGCUUCCUGGUCCUGAAGGGAGUCACCGCCGGAAGCUGUGUUAUGGGCGACUGUGAAAUCGAGUGGUGUCAAGUGAAGGUUGACAAUGUGGAACUAGCACAGGACCCGAUGGAUGGUACAGGAACGGUCUAUGCUGGUGAGGAGCCCCGGAGCAGCUUUCUCUUGGCAGCCCGCUUGUCCCGAAGGCUCAUCCGGACGAAGCGGUUGACAGAUUGUCUUGGUGCUAUCUCUAGCGCAGCCGAACUGGUGCGUGCUGUGGAAGAUUUGGCAUCAGCUCCCAGUGUUGGACCGAAUGUCCCCGCUUCGUCGAAUCCAGAGGAGCAAAAAGUGCUUUGGCGAUGCAUUCCCAGUGCUGCCAACACCCUGCAGGUUGAGUGUCGCAGGAUGCUGGGUGUGGAGGUAGCUGCUCUUGAUGAUACCACUUUGCGCGUGUCCUGCUUGUCAAGGCGACAUCGACCUGAUACACCAGAGCUCAUGGCUGUGAUCGCAAACUUGGAGCCAUUCGUUGAAUGGCUGCAAAAUGCACAAGGGGCUUCUGGUUCAUUAGCCCUACAUCAUGGAGAUGCACCUGGGCGCACCUUGAGACUUCCAGCCGGUUCCAUCCAGAACCGUUUGUUACCUUUGUGGACCUACUUGCGCAUGUACCUCACGAUGCUGCAGCUCUAUCUUCUUCAGCGCCAUGCAACGAGUGUUGCGACCCGCUGCGAGAUGCAACCGACGGCUGAAGCGGAGUGGCCGCACAGAUGGGUGCGCAUUCAAGUCCCCCUACCUUUGGGCGCUAUGGUGGGUUUUGAGGUGGUCACAGAGGCGGAGAGCACCGAGGAAGCACGAAGCAAACGGCGUCGUUUGGAGGCAACCAAAGCUUUGCCGCAACUACGUUUCUUUUGGAGAGCCGAGCCUUCAGGUGACCGGAUGAAGGACGUGCUCCAGCGCUUUGAGUCGUUCUUUGAGCGAUAUUUGGCUCCAAAGCAGAGGAAAGAAGAUGGCAAUCUUGGUGAGCCAAACUGGGAGAAGCUGCGAGCGUCGCGCCUCUAUCCGCUUUUGGAACUUCUCACUGCGCCUCGUGUUUGGAUGCUACGGGAAGCAGUUAGACUGUUGCCACCAAUCUGCCGGGUCGCAGUGCCUCGCAAAGGUGGCGCUGAAGGUCCUGUACGCAGUUCAUGGCAACCUUUGGUGGAGCAAUUUAAAUUGGCUCCUGAUGAUUCAUCCCAGGCUUUUGCGCAACGGUGGCAGUUGGUUUUUGUCUUGGCAUCACAAAAGAGUCAAUGUCCAGAGCCCAGCCUGAUUCGACGGAUGUCGCAUAAAGACUUGGUUGCUUUGGCUCGUGAUUCCAAGGCCGCAUUUGUUUGA
Cladocopium goreaui is the source of this 2166-nucleotide messenger RNA. NCBI's taxonomy places the organism in Eukaryota, Dinophyceae, Suessiales, Symbiodiniaceae. The record is from the annotation of a GenBank genome assembly.